AUGAGCAUACUUACGGAGAUUAGCAAGCAACAGGCAAAGCAUUUUAGUGAGAAACCCAGGGACAUCGGCCUAGCCGUCGGCGUAAUCAGACGUAAGCUUGCAGUGCUUCACCAUCUGUUGAACAAUGAAGUCAUUGAGACAAUCAAGGAUUUGAGGGGUACCGGUCUUGGCAAUGGUAAAUGGCAGAAAUACUAUAACGAAAAAGGCCAUGAGUUAAUUGAAAAGGAACUUCAACUUCACUUGAAUUGGUUGACCGGCCAGCCCACACUACUCGGCUCUGGCGUCCACCUCAUUACCACUGUGCUUGAAGAGCUUAGAAAAGAGUUAAAAAGCGAGUCUGGAAGUCCUAAUAAUAGUCUGAUAAACAGGUUGGGAGACUUGUUAACGAAAGGACUUGGUGGUGAGGAGUGGCAAAAUAGUAAAGAUGGUCUCAGUAAAAUCAACAAUGAACUCCAUGAGAAGAAUACGCAGUUGUCUGAGGCAAGUGAAAACAUUGAACAAGCAACCGAGAGUGUACUGCAACAAACCCAAAGUGUUCUCCGAAAUGUUAGAAAGAAAUUGAGUCAUGAACUCAUUCCUGAAGAUGACAUUGUGCACAACUUACAGCUGCUGCAAAGGAAGAUUGGUAUUGGUCUUGCUAAAAGUGACGAUGGAAGUCUUCAAGAAAUCAAAAAAAAGAUUAGUAGUCUGCAGGCAAAUGCUUUUACUAAUAGACUCAAAGAAAUCGGACAAGCAAAGGAAGAAAUUGAAAAGGAUCUUAAGAAGCUUAAAGGUGAAUUACAAGAUGAAGUUAGCACUAUGUUAACUGAUCUCCUGGACAAGGAGUUCGGUGGCAGUGAGCAAUGGAAUGGGAAAAAUGUCAAGGGCUUCGACCAUAUUAAGCGCAAUGUUCAGAGUCAACAAAAUCAGUUAUCCCACCAACCCGAAAUAAUAAGCUCAGGUAUGAAGGAGAUAACUGACGAACUUCAGAGUCUCCGAACCGAGUUGCAGGGCACGGACAGCGAGGAUCCCAAAUAUCGAGGCGUAGUCAAGAAUCUGGAAUUCAUGACAAAACACAUUGGUCGAAGUGACAAUGAAGGCCUUAAGAAAAUCAAACGUGAAAUGGAGUCCCUCAAGAACGACCAGGGCAAAGGGAUCACUGACAAUUUAGGUAAGAUGAGCUUAGCCAUCCAAAAAGCUGGUGCCUAUGCUGGCUGGAAUCUGAACCAGCUUGAGAUUCCGCAUAUUGACGGGAAACUCAAAGGCAUACAAGGUGGUCUCACCAACCUCCGACUCACCGACCUUGCCGAAGCCAUCAGGUUGUGUGACGACUUCCUUGAUAAAGCCGACGAGAUAGAGAAGAACACCGUCCAUGCCCUUUUGAAGCACGUCGACUGUGAGGUGGACGACGCCAUCAAGGACCUCACCAAGGAAGCCCGUGGGCUGUACGUGGACUCGCUGAGGGAGGCGUUGGAAUUGUUUGCCAAGAAAGUCAACGAGGAUUUAAACCUGCUGCCACAUGAGAUAAACAGGGAUAGGUACGUGGGCUAUAAAGGGUUCAUGAAGUACUUGCAACGACCGCUGCGCUCCGAUCUAACAGGUGAGGAACAGAGCGUCGCAGAAUUAUCAUCCGCAUUCCAGGAGGUGUUCGAGCAAAUUGAGAAGUAUGUCGCAGGGGAAAUCACCAGGCUGCACGAUGAGCAAAACAAGGAGAAGAAUCCCUCUUUGCCACCAACCAAAGAGCCCUACACGCCCAAGCUCAAUGAUGUUUAUGACGCGCUCACUGCGCUGCUCGCCUACCUAAGGGACAAUGAUAGAGGUACCGACAGACUCACCGAGCUGGUUGAGAGGCUGAGCAAGGCGCUGAGUAAUAUGGCACCCUUCUACUUCAAGCACCCGUCCACUCCGCUGCUCGACACUGUCUCUAUUGGUCUCUCCAAAUUCACCGGUGAGCUCGGCAACACUUACAUCUCCACCUACUCCGGUCAGCGGUGCAGGGAGGAACACGCCCACAAGUACGCUAAGGUGUUCCUCAGCAUUAUACCUAUGACGCACCAAGCGCUUACCAAGUUGGCGACGAAAUGUGAAGGUGAGUGUAAAGCACUUCACAUUAGUAAGUUCACUGCUGACGAGAGGGAUAACCCACUUGGCAACUACCUCACCAGGUGCGGGUACAGGGUGUCUAGUUCCGACAGUGGGCAAGACGGCGAGUUGAACAACAUGUUUACUGGCGGUGGGAUAUACGAGUUACUUGCAACUCCAAUUGAGGGUGUGGCUAUCGAGAUGAUGAUUGACGGUGAGCCAUUGGAAAAUGGAAUCAACUUGGUCACCAUCAUGUCGCUGCUCCACAACCUCUUAUGUCAAUACUUCCAGGUCUGCCACAUCCCUGCUCCCCCUGAGCCACGAUACCCCUGCACGGUCAGGGACAUGCUGUCGUGGCUCUCCGGGCUGCAGUAUACACAGGUGGCGAACAAGCUGCCAGGCCACUGCAAGGCUCUGCUCGACCGCCGAUGCCACGACAGCGACACACCCAACAGGGACGAUUCUGUCAUGGCCAAGUGCAUUGAUGAGCUACCAUAUACCAUCGCAACAACAUGUUCACACUCCACCGCACUGCUCACCGCCAUCCAGGGCAACGGCCACGGCAUCGACUUCGCCGCCUACCCGUAUUCGGCGGACUCCUCCAACAACCGUGCCAAGCUCCACUACCCCUAUGAACCAGAUGCGCUGCUUGAUAUGCUACGUGAGAUAGCAUGCCGUCUUAGUAGAGUGCUCUACUUCCUGUACUCCCAGUGCUGCCGCAGCACCGCCCGGGUCAAGGGGUGGCGGGAGUGCGCGUACGGCCGGCAGGUGCAGUCACACCACUGGCAGUGUAAACAAAUCGGCACUUACUCUAGUACUAUCAGUACUACUACUGCUGCAACUACUACAACUACCACUUCCUCCACCACCACCAUUCACGGCUGCCCGCCCACCUCGCCGCUCCAGUCGUUCCUCUGUGACUGCUGCCACGGACUUCUGCCGCAUACCCUUACCGCUGCUGACAUGGUCAUCGAAUGUGCCAACUGCACCUCCAACCAACUCGGCCAGCAGUGCCUCACUCCGCUCGGCUUCUGGGACCUUGGCUUUGCUGCCUCCAUAAGUGGCACCGGGUUAGAUCUCGCCAAGCGCCUCGGCGAUAUGUGCCGUGACUCCGAUUCAUGCCUGUUCGUGCUCUGUUGGACUCUGUUCUUGUCGUGUCCCGCUGCACCGUCAUCACUCGCCGACGUGUUUGCAUUGUAUGCUCAGCUGCUUCGGAAGUGGGACUCUCAUGACCGUGUUGAGCACCGUGGCGGCACGUACACCGAUGCCUCCAAUUUCAUAUCGCACCUCAACACUGACGGCAUCGACAGCCUCUUCCCACUGUGGACACUGCUCCAUGGCAGUUAUGAAAAUCACCAGCUCACUAGUGCCAUCGCAUCACUCUCCGGCCAUGGCCACAAAAACCACAAUGCGUUGUCCACCCUCUUCCACGACUCCACUUGCAAGUCACCCCGUGGAUGCGCUCCCUACCUCCAACCCCUAGGACUCCACGCCCAUCACACCUACCCGCAGAAGCACGCCGGGCUACACAUCACGUGGAUAAUGUACCUGGCAUGGCGAUUCUGGGAGUUGCUAUGUGACUUACUCCACGCGCUGGAUAACAUCGACUGCACGGCGUCCGGGUGUGCCACAUGCCCCUGUAAACCCGGCACCCACGGUGGGAAGGAUACCUGCCACUGCCCUUCCAUCGUCCAGUGCGCCGGGCCACUGCCAACCCUCUAA
Messenger RNA from Babesia bigemina, 3783 nucleotides. RefSeq lists its product as hypothetical. The transcript has a single exon. The record is from RefSeq and is a predicted model, not a curated record. The coding region runs from base 1 to 3783 and encodes 1260 amino acids. NCBI's taxonomy places the organism in Eukaryota, Apicomplexa, Aconoidasida, Piroplasmida, Babesiidae.